AUGCUCAUCAACGGAGAGAAAUUCGCCUGCGAGGCCUGUGUGAGGGGCCACCGAGUUAGUUCCUGCCAUCAUCAGGAUCGUCCUCUAGUCCAUGUCAACAAGAAAGGAAGACCGGUCUCACAAUGUCACCAUUGCCGAGGCCUGCGCAAGGCUCGAGCCCAGCAUGUGAAAUGCGAGUGCCACGACAAGGCGCACUCCAAGGAAGAUUGCCCACACGACAAAAACGACCCCAAAUCAACAGAGCCGCACACAUGUUGCUGUCAACACGGUUCCAAAUGCACAUGUUCGUUGAAGAAGGAACACUUAGACCCCGUCCCGGAGGAUAUUCCUCAACUCAUCCAACCCAAAGACCAUCCCAAACCACGUACGAACCAUAACACGCACGAGAGCAAACCUACGGUCAUCACAAACGGUCACCAUAAACCCGUUCAUAAAUUCAACGAUGCGCACAAUCAACUCGGCAACCCUUACAAGAUCCCUUCUCGCUCUCAUUCCCUCCAUGGCCAUCGGGACAUUGCUCAACGAUCUACCGACAGUCUUCCCUUGACCAAGCACUCCAGACCUUUCCACGAAUCCCCGCUCCACAACUCGAUGACAGAGGCUAUCGAGACGGUGCAGAGAAAAGUCAAGUCGGAACACGCCUCCCCCAUUCUUGGACCGCAAACCUAUGCAGCGAACCCUACCAUCCAAGAUCUUGCCCUACCGAAUUUCGAUCCCAAUGCCUACUCAUAUUCUCCGUUCGGCACAGAUAGUCCCAAUACUCAAAAUCCAAGCCUACAAAACAGCCAAAAUGCAAGUCAGCAAGAUUUGACGCAAACCGAGAGAAUCCCUGAAAGUUGGUUCAUGUCAUACGAGCAGGCACACGACUAUGAGCCACCAGCCUUCAACUACAACAACGACACUUCCUCGAUCGACUGGUCAACCUACAAUUUCGAUACCGGCAGUGCUAGUUAUACCCCACCAAACAAUGAAAAUUCUCCCUACAUGCCGCAGCAACAGACAUACAACCAGUACGAUCUGUCCCAUCAUAUCAAUCGUAUUGGUCUUACAUCUUCAAGUGGUGAGCCUUCUGAGGUGGAGGAACAUUCUCCUCCUAAUCCUUGGAACAACGACCGUUCGGUUAGUAAUGACCGUCAAGUCAGCAUUGAUGGUUUCAAUGAUAUCAGCAGUCCCGGAGAUGAUACCUCCGACAAAUACCGAUUGAGCUCGGCUUCUUCGUAUUACGGAACCCCUCAAGCGAACAUGUUGGCGAGCGACAAUCUGACAGGUCUCGAUAUUGAUGACUACAUCAAACGAGCCGAACAAGAGACGGCACGAAUGGCACUGCAAAAUCAACUGGCCCAAAUGCAAAUGGCUCAACACGAGAAUCAGCAGCAGCAACAGCAGCAAUCUCAACAACCAACCUCGAGAUUGUCCAGCGUCAGUCGUGGCAUGACUCCCAGCGUCUCUACUCCAGGCAGUACUGGCGAACACUCCUUCACCGUGCGCGAGGCUCAAAGAUAUGCACAUCUUGACGGAUUUUCACCGGAGCCACUGUUUUCUCAAAAGAAUAAUAUGGCGCCAGCCAUGGUUGAAGAUCCCUCGUGGUCAGCCGCUCCCGAUUUGUCAGAUCCAGAAUUGGUGUUGAAUGAUGAACGUGAUGAUGAGAACUGGGUUCGGUGA
Molecule: messenger RNA, 1662 nt
Organism: Exophiala bonariae
Lineage: Eukaryota; Fungi; Ascomycota; Eurotiomycetes; Chaetothyriales; Herpotrichiellaceae
Exons: 3
Coding region: 1-1662 (553 amino acids)
Biological process (GO): intracellular iron ion homeostasis; intracellular copper ion homeostasis; positive regulation of transcription by RNA polymerase II
Cellular component (GO): nucleus
Molecular function (GO): DNA-binding transcription factor activity, RNA polymerase II-specific; copper ion binding; RNA polymerase II cis-regulatory region sequence-specific DNA binding
Source: RefSeq, a predicted model, not a curated record